AUGGUUAGGCAGGCAAAGGGCACCUGCCAUUGCUUCAGAUACGCUGACAUCACCAUGAAGGAGAGAAUUCAUGUCCUUCUGAAAGUCGGCCGGAACCGGAAAGUCGGUCACAAAGAAGCGUCGCAAUCCCCAUGUAUCAAACUGUCACUCUUCUUUCUUGGAGCGGAACAUUUUCUUCUCUUUGUUUUUUAUCACGAAACCUUCUCUGCCUACUGCAUCUCAAAGUCCAGAAGAGAAAGAGGGAGAGAGAGCGGUUCCACUCCGCCUAAAAGCCCACAAGGGCAACAUGAGAAAUCUCAUCUUCGCUGUGACCGUCUCCAUGCUUAUCUUCUUCACCCCUUGGACCUCACGUUCUCAGGCGACCUGGAUGUUGCCACCUGCCUAAAGGCGCACGGAGUGAGCAACUUCACGUCAAAUUUGCAGCUAUCCCGCGACGCUUCCCGGAUCGACCAUCUGUUUCGGUUCUCCGUCCAGAACCUCCGAUUCGCGGACCCCAGCUUCCUGAGACCGCGGGUUUUUCAUGUUGUCAGGGAAAGCACCGGCGGCGGGUUUGGCAUGUUGUCAAGGAAAUACGGCCUGGCAGCCGAUAAUGUUAUCGACGCCGUCUUCUUCGAUGCUACCGGCUGUAUUCUGGACCGAGACGGUAUGGGCAAGGAUGUCUUCUGGGCGAUACGCGGGGCUGGCGGCGGCAACUGGGGCGCGGUCGCAGCUUGGAAGCUUCAGAUCCGAGAGGUGUCACGAAAGGUGUCCGUGCUUGCCCUCUCUAGUUGCGGCACGAGACAGCAAGUGGCCGAGUUGGUUCACAACCGGCUGUUGAUCGGGCCAAAUUUACAGGACGAUUUCUACCUUUCUGCCGUCGGCGCCGGGCUGCUGAUGUGCCAGCACCCAAAAUCUCUGCGACGUUCAAGGGCAUGUAUCUUGGGCCCGCCGGAGGAGGCAUUGUCUUCUAUCAAGGCGAAGUUCCCGGAGCUCCGGCUUAGUGCAGCCGAGUGUAGAGAGAUGAGCAGGAUCUCCGUGUUUUUCUUCUCUGGGUUAAGGGAGGGAAUCACCGUAUCGGAUUUGGAAAACCGGUUCUUACAUGAAAAGAACUACUUCAAGGCCAAAUCAGACUACGUGAGGUGUUCGCUGCCCUUUACAGCGAUAAAGGAAGUUUUUCGAAUAUUGGAGGAACAGUCUCGAGGUUAUGCGAUACUGGAUCCUUGUGGCGGGGAGAUGGCUCGGAUCUCACCUGACUCGAUUCCUUUUCCACACCGAGACGGCAACCACUACAACAUCCAGUCGUGGCGUGAGGAGAAGAGGAUGCAUGGAAUGGUGAUACUUUAAAUGAAGUGGCUGAUAAAAUUUUAUGGACACACGACUCUAUAUGUGUCCACUGGGCCUAGGACAGCCUACAUAAACUAUGUGGAUCUUGAUUUGGGCAGACUGGAUUUGAAUGCAACGGCUAGCAAUGCACAAAGAGCAAGGGAAUGGGGUGAGAGAUACUUCGUGGGCAACUAUGAUAGGCUAGUGAGAGUGAAAAGGAAGUGUGACCCCACUAAUGUCUUUAGCAAUCCUCAAAGCAUACCUCCUCUGGCUGUUGUUGUCUAGAUUGGACAUAAUUGCUGAUUUAUAAAUAUUGAUGUUUUAGUUUUUGUAGAAUAUGUGAACUUUCUUUUAUAAGUAAUGCCAAGUGUCAAGUCCUGCAUAAUAGCUGACCUGUCACGAUUCCCCAAAAGGUUACAGUUAAAAGACAUGGUUACAUAUUUUUAAACUAAAGAGAGCACACAAAUGUUCUUAAAAGUAUGUAUCAUGCAGACAAAUGUUAUUAAAAGUAUGUAUCAUGCAGAAACAGAAGCAACUCAUGCAUACAAAACACACACACACACACACACACACACAGAGAGAGAGAGAGAGAGACUGAGCAGUUUAUCAACCUGCAGUUGGGAUACUUGCCACUAGUAGUAGGUUUAUAUACCAACGUACUGGUAUCCAAAAACAUGGAGUAAAACAAAAUACCUUUGGAAAGGAACAUUGUGAUGAAGCAGAGCCGC
Molecule: messenger RNA, 2030 nt
Organism: Nymphaea colorata (pocket water lily)
Lineage: Eukaryota; Viridiplantae; Streptophyta; Magnoliopsida; Nymphaeales; Nymphaeaceae
Product: berberine bridge enzyme-like D-1
Molecular function (GO): flavin adenine dinucleotide binding; oxidoreductase activity
Source: RefSeq, a predicted model, not a curated record